Molecule: messenger RNA, 2563 nt
Organism: Anarrhichthys ocellatus (wolf-eel)
Lineage: Eukaryota; Metazoa; Chordata; Actinopteri; Perciformes; Anarhichadidae
Product: B-cell receptor CD22
Exons: 8
Coding region: 204-1421 (405 amino acids)
Source: RefSeq, a predicted model, not a curated record
ACCAAAAAAGAAUUCGCUCUGGAUGAAGGGAAGCAGGCACAUCAGCGAGUUUAACUACAGAGUAGAGGAGGGUAGAUUGGUUGACAGAGUCACAGAGGGAGGCGAGCAGACAGGAAGCCAAAAGGAAGAGAGCAGGUGACUGAGGUAGGAAGGUCAGAAGAUCACAACAAAACAAGCAUCAGCCACAGCAGGAAGAGAAGAAGAUGGGUGGACGAGAGGCACAGUGCUGCUGUUGCUGGCUGCUCUUCACACUCUCUCUGACAGGUAUUCUUGCAGGUGAUUGGUCAGUUCGUCUCCCCUCCAGUCCUAUCUGUGCGGUGAUUGGUUCCUCUGUGGUUAUCCCUUGUUCAUAUGACUACCCCCAACAUUCUAAUGAAACCAAGGAAGAGGGACGGCUCUCUACUCAGGGUGGAGGAGGAGAAGAAGGACAACAGUACAAAGUUUUGUCUGAGAUGUGGUGUCUCGAAGACAGUCGCUGUAUAACAUCAAGAUACGUCUUCCACAGUGCCGGUAUCUCCCCAGAUCCAUCCUACCAGAACAGGGUGGGGUACCUGGGACAACCAGGGACAAAAAACUGCUCUUUGACAAUCUCUGAUGUGAGAAAGUCGGACAGUGGAGCAUACGUGUUUUACCUCAUCACCAGCCACCCUACACAGAAGAUGCCAGAGCAGAGCGGUGUACAGCUCCUGGUGGCAGACUCCGCCAGCGCCGUCGCAGUGUCCGCAAGUCCCUCCAGUGAUAUCACGGAAGGCGGGGCCUUACGUCUGGCCUGCUGCAGCCCUGCGGCCAGUCCACAGGCCCGUUUCAGAUGGUACAAGAGCACAAGCACCAGCCUGAGACAUGCUGGACAGGUGUGGAACAUCAGUGAGGUUACAUCCGAUGACUCUGGCAGCUACUACUGUGAAAUACACACUGGAGAUAAAGUGCAGAACUCAACAAAGCUGCACAUUGACGUAGAGUAUUCUCCUCGAAACACAGCUGUCUCUGUCGCUCAGACACAGGCCGGGCUUCCUGUGACUCUGACCUGCAGCAGUGACGCUAACCCGCCUGUCCACACUUACACCUGGUACCAGGGUGCAGCAUGCCUCCCUACGGCAGACAAAAGCGUUCAUCAAGCAAGGCAAUCGCCGGCUCAACCCACAGGACAAGGCCCGACCCUCAGCAGUGCCAACAUCACCGCUGAGCAGAAUGGGCAGCACUGCUGUAUAGCACGCAACAGGCACGGAUCACAGACCGACAGCACAACACUCACAGGUACCAAAGAGUCUGACUCUUCAGGAGGCAGACUGGUGGUUAUCGGAGUGACCAUCGCUGCUCUCCUGGCUAUUAUGGCCCUAGUGGCCUUUUUCUUGACACGGAGACAGAAGUCAUCCAGACACCAGUCGUAUGUCCUCACUGAGACAACUGCUUCAGCCCCUUAAGGACUCAUUCAGCACAAAGUACAAACACCAGAAGAGACAUGUUUUAUUUAAUCAAGUAACUCGCACCUCAUGUUGCCAAGUAAACCCUGAUGAUACAAUCAGACAAAUUCAAACUAGUAUUGCUUUCACAUGCUGUUGCACAUUUGGGCUCCUUGAAAUCAUGCACACAGAAGAAAACCAACUUACAAGCCCGUUUGCAGUGGUGUCAACUCACACAGUGGGACAACCUGAAGAUCAGGACACGGGACACAAUCCUGAAACCCUUAAUUCCUGGAUUUCAAUGAACUGAGCUCAAUGAGGAUCAACGCUUUAAGAGACUAAAUGGUUAAUUUGAAAACUGACAGAACUGAAGCAAAUAGUCUGAAUAUCUUCCACUUGUUUAAGUGUGAUUGUGCUUUGGGAUAAACUAAACACUGCUGUCAGGAGUUAACCAAGCAAUCUUCAAGAAAAGAAAAAAUGUAUUGUAUCAGAGAUAAUAGAAAAUCUGCUGUUUUCAUUAGAGGUCCUCCUACUUUGUUUUCUAGUCGGUUGAACUGUUGCAGGAAUACAUUUUAAAUUCACGCCACAGAGAGCACCCAGCUAUGUAUAAGCAAUGUCAAGAAACAGCAGUUUCUGGAAGCCUGUUGGUGAUGAGGAGAAUGAAGAUGAUGACGGAAAACAGUCAUAAUAAUCCAAUUAGGAGAAUUUUACAGUUAGGCCGGGCCUCAUCUGUGUGGUUUUGAGUAAACUCUUCAGUGUGAUAAGGCUCUAAACGAUAAUGACCAGAGCCUGAGGAUGAAAACCAGGAGGACAGUGACUCUGACAUCCAUUUACAAAACAUACUUGGACAUCAACUCCUCAUCUCAUUAGUCUAUUUUUAGAAUGUUUCUUGCGUCUGAUUUAUCAUAUUAAAUUGAGUUGAGUAAAGUGGUGCACACAUGCUAAUAAAGUAAACAAGGAAGUGCUUGAGUUUUCAAAUAUUUAAAGAGACAGUUUCACAUAAUGUAUGUACAUGUUAGUUCGAGAGCCGAUUGUCAGGUUCAGUUACUGGACAAUUUUUACAUCUAUCUGACGAUUUAACGAGAAAGAGAGGGUCUACAUAUUGUAAUAGAUAGAUAGAUGUAUACUUUAUUCAUCCCCAGGGGGGAAUUUGUACGUUACAG